AUGAUUCGUAAGGAAAAUCGCCGGCCGGUAAAUUCAAACUUGCUUCCUCGGAGAACAGAGCUUACUCCACCGCCGACUAAGAGCAGAAACGCCGCCGUUUUCGCCGGAUCUGCGUCUUCCAUGAGAGGAACCAUAUCAGCGAGUGCAGGAGAGAAUAAGAGCAAAGGAGUGAUGGGUAUGGCGCGUAAGAGCUACGCGACCGUCGAAGAUCUCAAAAAAUCUCCAUGGCUGUUGCUUUCGCCAUCAACGGCGGCGGAGGAGGAGGAAGAAAAUCAAUCGGCAGUGGUCGGACUGUUCUGGGUUACAAUCAAAUUUACUGAUUCUUCGACAUUGUGGCUUUGA
Arabis nemorensis is the source of this 342-nucleotide messenger RNA. The record is from the annotation of a GenBank genome assembly. NCBI's taxonomy places the organism in Eukaryota, Viridiplantae, Streptophyta, Magnoliopsida, Brassicales, Brassicaceae.